This is a messenger RNA of Plasmodium malariae, 1434 nucleotides long. RefSeq names its product zinc finger protein, putative. The transcript has a single exon. Gene Ontology annotation, molecular function: metal ion binding. NCBI's taxonomy places the organism in Eukaryota, Apicomplexa, Aconoidasida, Haemosporida, Plasmodiidae. The record is from RefSeq and is a predicted model, not a curated record. The coding region runs from base 1 to 1434 and encodes 477 amino acids.
AUGAACUUAAUUUCACCUGCGGCGAAAUAUGUAUUAUCCAAUAUAAAUAAGAACGGAAAUUUGAAAAAUAUGAGUGAAGAAAAAUACAACGACAUUGAUAUGUAUUUAUAUCAUAAGGAAUCCAUUAAUGAUCCUUUAAUUAAUUUAAAACAAGAAACAGAAGAUAGAAUGCAUUCAGAUAUAUAUAGCGAUAUUUGUAGGACAGUAUCAAGUUAUACAGAUUAUACAACAAAAAAAGUAAAAUAUGUUGUAAAUAAAAGAUUUUCAGAAUUGGAGAAUAUAGAAAAAAAUAUAGAAGAUAUUGAUUAUACAACGUUUAGAUAUUUUCGAACAUUACCUCCGAAAUAUAGUGAUGAAAAUGACUUAAGAAAUAAUAUUAUUUUUAACAGUAAUAAUAUAUAUAUUUAUGCAGAAAAUAAAAAUGGAACAUUAAAUGAACAAGCUUGUAUAUCUAUAUCCCCUGAUAAUAAUGUCAUUUAUUGUUCAACAAAAGGGAGGAGAUAUACUAUAGGGGGACAUGCUGGAAUACAAAAAAAUAUAAAUAAUGAAUAUAAUUUUUUUGAAGAUAACAAUUUAGCGUCGCCCCAUGAUAGCAUUAAAACGUAUACAUUUGAUGCAAUUGAUAGUUCAGACAUUUCUAGCUCUUUUACUAAAAUGAAUUUAAUAAAAACAAAUGAUGCUCUGGAUGAAUCCAAUACAAAUAAAAUAGAUACAGAAAAUAUAUUUAAUGAAAAUGUAAUAAUGAAUUCAUGCAGCUCCAGUAUUUUAAAUACAACCAAAUGUAUAUCAAAAAAUAUGUCAGUGCAGAAAUUAUUUAAUUAUUAUAAAAACUGUUCUCAAAAUUUAGAACAUGAACAAAGAGUAUGUAAACCGUGUGCACACGUUUAUAAUGGAAGUACAUGCAUGAAUGGAGAUGAAUGCUCAUUUUGCCACCAUCCAGAUCAUGUAUUAAUAUCUGCAAAAAAGUGGAAAAAACUUGUAAAAAAUAACUUGGAGAAAUUGAAUAUACUUUUACACAUAUUACGCAAUCCAAAUGAUAUCAAUGCAAAUAUACUAAAUGAAAUGUUGAAGCAAAAUACGAAAACCUUUAAAAAAAGCAAAAAAUUGAAUAACAGCAAUAGCAAAAUGAUGAAUAUUAAUAGUAGUAAUAUUAGUUUUAACAUUAGUAGCAAUGUUACAAAUAACAUAAAUAGCAUUUGCAACGUUAGCAAUAACAACAGCAACAAUUUCCACAACAUUAGGAGAAACAAAAAUAACAAAAAUAAAAUUUAUCACUUUCCACAUAAAAAUACAGAAAAUAUGAUAAGAUAUUCUUACAAUAACUACGAAUCUAAUGAAACCGCAGACACUUACAAAAAAAAAUUUCAUGUAAGAAAUAGUAACAUGAAUGUGGAAAGAAAUCUUAACUUUCUCUCCUAUCAUGUUAAUAUGUGA